CUAACAGUUCUAUUUGUGUUAAUAAGUUUAAUUAAAAAAUAUGUCAGUAUCAGCUUUUAUAUGCAGAGUUGCUCGCAGUAGAGUUGGUUUCUUUCAACACAAAAAUACAAAAAGCAUUAUUUUUAUUACAACUGAAAUUCAAAAACUACAAAAUUCAAAUAGUAAUUUUGAGUUAUCCAGAAAUAUAUGCAGUUCUGCUUCUCCAUUUUCCCACAAAAGGUUGUUCACAUCAUGCUGGGAAAAUCAAGGAAGGUUAAAUGACAUGUCUAUAAAAAGAAAUUAUGCCACAAUGCCACCUCAUGAAAAAGUAUUGUUGCCCAAUUUAUCUCCAACUAUGACAACAGGAACAAUUGUUUCUUGGGAGAAAAAAGUUGGGGAUAAAAUUAAUGAAGGUGAUGUGCUUGCAUUAAUUGAAACUGAUAAAUCUACUAUGGAAAUGGAGACUCCAGAGCCAGGCUAUCUUGCUAAAAUUAUUGUUCCAGUUGGAACAAGAGAUGUUGCUAUUAAUCAGUUAAUUGCUAUAAUUGUUAGUAAUGAAGAGGACUUGGAUGCAUUUAAAAACUAUACUGGAGAAGAGACCACAAAAACUCUUGAUGCAAAGCUUGAUGCUUCACCUUCAACAGUUGCCAGCCAUUCACCUCCAGUAGUUGAAGAACCUCCACCACCAUCUUCUACAAACCGUGUAUUUGCUAGCCCACUUGCUAAACGUGUUGCCUUGGAAAAAGGAAUUGAUAUAAAUAAUGUUGUUGGAUCAGGCCCUCGAGGAAGAAUUACUGUAGCUGAUAUUGAAAAUUUCAAAACCCCUCUUAUUGCUCCAAAAAUUGAAAAAGUUACAGCUGCUCCAAUUUCUAAACAGCCAUCCCCAGAAUUGCAAAGCACGCCAUCUGUAUUCCAGCCCUCAUUGGUUCAGCCACCAGUGGCUGAAGGUGUAAUGUUUAAAGACAUACCUUUAUCAAAUAUGAGGAAAACAAUAGCCAAGCGGUUAACUGAGUCAAAGCAAACUGUGCCUCACUAUUAUUUAACUUCUGAAAUCAACAUGGAUAAAGUUUUUGAGUUGCGAUCUCAACUCAAUGCUGAAAGCCUUGGAGCUUUUAAACUUUCUAUAAAUGAUUUUGUAAUUAAAGCUGCAGCAUUAUCUCUUCGCAAAGUGCCAGAAUGCAACUCUCAAUGGUUUUCUGAGUACAUUCGUCAAUUCGAAAAUGUGGAUGUGAGUGUUGCAGUUAGUAUCGACGGUGGUCUUAUUACGCCAAUAGUCAAAGAUGCUGAUAAAAAGGGUUUAACGGCUAUCAGUGCUGAUGUUGUUGCAUUGGCAAACAAAGCUCGAGAUAAAACAAUUCAGCCGCAUGAAUUUUUGGGAGGAACAUUUACUGUGUCAAACUUAGGGAUGUAUGGCAUAAGUAAUUUCUCGGCUGUCAUCAACCCUCCGCAGAGUUGCAUUCUAGCAGUUAGUGCAUCGGAAGAUCGUGUUGUUCCAGAUCAAACCAGUGAAACUCGAAUGAAAAUUUCAAAAAUGAUGAGUGUAACGUUAAGCUGCGAUCAUCGUGUUGUCGACGGAGCAGUUGGAGCCGCUUGGUUGAAAACAUUCCGUGGUUAUCUGGAAAAACCAAUUACAAUGCUUUUGUAAAUAACUCUUUUUAGAGUUUAUGUAAUUUAGUAAUAGUAAAUUAAUUAUUUUUUA
Hydra vulgaris (swiftwater hydra) is the source of this 1678-nucleotide messenger RNA. Its product is annotated as dihydrolipoyllysine-residue acetyltransferase component of pyruvate dehydrogenase complex, mitochondrial. Gene Ontology annotation, biological process: pyruvate decarboxylation to acetyl-CoA. Lineage: Eukaryota; Metazoa; Cnidaria; Hydrozoa; Anthoathecata; Hydridae. The record is from RefSeq and is a predicted model, not a curated record. Gene Ontology annotation, molecular function: dihydrolipoyllysine-residue acetyltransferase activity.